Octodon degus (degu) is the source of this 1486-nucleotide messenger RNA. It is a transcript of the gene Mpzl3, whose product is annotated as myelin protein zero like 3. The transcript has 6 exons. The record is from RefSeq and is a predicted model, not a curated record. The coding region runs from base 52 to 759 and encodes 235 amino acids. Gene Ontology annotation, cellular component: membrane. Lineage: Eukaryota; Metazoa; Chordata; Mammalia; Rodentia; Octodontidae.
CGUUGCGGGGAGCUGUAAACAAGGUGUGCAGGCAUCUGAAGAGCCGUCAGGAUGCACCAGAGUGGAGCGGCUGGCGGCCGUGGCUGCUCUCUCUUUCCUCUGCUAGGCGUCCUGUUUUUCCAGGGUGUUCAUAUCGUCAUUUCCUUGGAGAUUAACGCAGAUGCUCAUGUCCGAGGUUAUGUUGGAGAAAAGAUCAAGUUGAGAUGCACCUUCAAGUCAACUUCUGACGUCACUGACAAACUGACCAUUGAUUGGACAUACCGCCCUCCCAGCAGCAGUCGCACAGAAUCUAUUUUUCAUUAUCAGUCUUUCCAGUACCCAACCACAGCAGGCACAUUUCGGGAUCGGAUUUCUUGGGCUGGAAAUGUGUACAAAGGGGAUGCGUCCAUAAGCAUAAGCAACCCAACUCUCAAGGACAAUGGGACAUUCAGCUGUGCCGUGAAGAACCCCCCAGAUGUGCACCAUAAUAUUCCCCUGACAGAGCUGACAGUCACAGAAAGAGGUUUCGGCACCAUGCUGUCCUCCGUGGGCCUGCUUUCUGUCCUCGUCUUCAUCCCCUCUGCAGUGGUGGUGGCUCUGCUGCUGCUGAGAAUGGGGCGGAAGGCUGCAGGGCUGAAGAAGAGGAGCAAGUCUGGCUAUAAGAAGUCGUCUAUCGAAGUUUCGGAUGACACUGACCAGGAGGAGAAAGGCGAGUGCAUGGCAGGGUUCUGCGUCCGCUGUGCCGAGUGUCUGGAUUCAGAUUAUGAAGAGACAUACUGAUGGAAGUCUGGAUGGUUUGAGAAGAGCUGCCUAAUGACAGAAAGUGUCACCUUCCACUGGCAGCUAAAGCCUCUUGGAGGAUGGAGCUGGCUUGGCAACGGGGAUGGCAGAUUCUGGAUGUCCUCUGGGAAGACUUAGGAGCCAUUUAUUUAUUGAAGAACUAUUCUUUUUAUAUUUAUAAACUGUUUAGAAACUCUCCAAAGAGAGCCAUGACUCUCCCUUUUAAUAAGUUAUGCUCUACUUGAGUGAAGACAUUCUUCUCCUGAACAGAACACUGCUUUGGUUAACCUUCACUUUUGAACAUAUUAUGUGUUUUCAUCCAGUUAUUUGAAGGAGAAUCCUAAAUGUUUGCCAUGCUGCUGGUGCCAAAGUCGUAUUUGGAAGGAAGUGCAGGCUGACACCUCUUGGUGAUGUGCUACCAGACAAGUGCUUGCUUGGGACUGAGGUCCUUUGCUUUUUGCUCCAUGCAGUUUUAGCUGUGAGUUAGUCUACAGUCAACAUAAAUACUUGGCUUAAUGAUCUCAUCACUAGUUGUAUUUGGGUGACUUGGAGGUGACAACCCUAAUUUCCUUAGAGUUGAUAAGAUCAGGCUUUGUUGCUUUGCUUUGAUUGGUACUUAUUUUUGUUUAUGAAUUAGGACCUUACUAUAUAGCCUCAGCUGACCUUGAACUCAGCAAUCCUCUUGCUGCAGCCUCCUGAUUACUGGGGUUACAGGUUUGCAUCACUA